Molecule: messenger RNA, 1450 nt
Organism: Daldinia decipiens
Lineage: Eukaryota; Fungi; Ascomycota; Sordariomycetes; Xylariales; Hypoxylaceae
Exons: 3
Coding region: 311-1309 (332 amino acids)
Source: RefSeq, a predicted model, not a curated record
AGUUUAUCUUUAGGACUGGUCAGUUCAAAGGUCCUGAAGGAUUAUCCCUGCCCAGAGGCUCAGAAUCAACAACGUCAUCGCUGACCUCUGGGCUUUCGUCAGUCUUAAUAUCGUUUUUUUGAGAUCGAUCGAUAAUACAAUGUCUACACCCCAACCCCAUCAACAUCAUGCUGCAAUUCAAAAUUCUCCAGAAAUGGGACUCUAUUCACUAGUAAAUGAUCAAAUGGUUGUGUCAGUUCGGCUACAGACAUAAGAACCUAAUAACCUAACAACCAACCCCUAUUGUCGCUUCUCCGGAUUUCGGUAACUGAUGAGUCGUAAUAUGGCUAGCAAUGACUUGGAAACCGGGAAUGUUGAUUUAGACCCGCCUCCAGCGUUGUCCGGUCCGGACGAGCCUCCGGAUUCAUCCGCUUCGUCUGCGACCGCGAGCAAGGAUCAAAGCGAGGAGCUGCCCGGCCUACCGCGACUUAACUAUCAGAUCUUAGAGCACAAGAAGAAGCUCUUCUUAGUUGGAGGGCUUUUAGUCCUUGAAGGAAGCAUCUUGCCGAUUGUUCUGUUCUAUCCGCUAUGGUACUAUACGACGCUGAGACAUGGUAUUCUUUUCGCAAUUAUUACUUCGUUCUUUGGCAUCGUCUCGGGUCUUGAGUUCGCCCAUCGUUCAUGGCGACUGAUCCUAAAAGAUGAUACGUACCGGCCGCUAGAUGGCAAGCGCUGGCGCUUUGACUUCACACACACGACGCUAUCUAUAGGCUAUACGGUUAUGACGGGAAUUCUAAUCGGCGCAUCCAUUCCCCAUGAGCCGUUAGUCCGCCCGUUGGCUAUGCCGUUGCCCUUGUUCUUCAUCGAGGUGGGCUCUCUCGCUCUCGCUACAGGUUGGAUGGAAGUCAUGAAUAUGCCCACCACGUGCAAGGUCAGCUCGACCCCGAAGGGAGCGCCGAUACCACCUGUGCUAUUGACAUUCAUAGAAGAUGUCGUGGCAGUUGAUGGCGGCGCGGGGAAGACGUAUAGAAAAAGAAUACUACAUAGAUAUAAAGUCAGUAAACAUUUCAGAACGUUGAUUAGGGGCCUGAACUGGUUUUGGGGUGUUGGCUCUAUGAUUGUCGGAGUCGGUUCUUUGGUGGUCGUGUGGACUAUUCCCCAAGAAAUAGCAUAUGGCAUAGGUUGGGGAGCACCAUUAGCUUUUACCAUCAUCUGGACGUUCAUCACGAUAAUAUGGACGCGUAGGAGCCUGAGGGUUGAAAAGAAACGUUGGCUAGAUGACUUACGAGGGCGGAGCAAACAGGGGAGUGAAAAGCCGCUGGGUUCAUGAGGCAUAAACACAGAAUGUAUAGAUUGUACUAUUAUGAUACAUGCAUGGAAUCGGGUCACGAACAUAGACAACAUAAAGCAACGAGGAUAUAUCCAUUGAUGAUGAAACAUUUUCAAUACUUAUGACAAAAAACUCAAGGAU